AUGAUUUUGAAAUCUUUUCUACUAGGUAAUCUAUUAUCCUUAUGCAUGAAGAUAAUAAAUUCGGUCGUUGUGGUCGGACUCUAUUAUGGAUUUCUGACCACAUUCUCCAUAGGGCCCUCUUAUCUCUUCCUUCUCCGAGCUCGGGUUAUGGAAGAAGGAACCGAGAAGGAGGUAUCAGCAACAACGGGUUUUAUUACGGGACAGCUCAUGAUGUUCAUAUCGAUCUAUUAUGCGCCUCUCCAUCUAGCAUUGGGUAGACCUCAUACAAUAACUGUCCUAGUUCUACCGUAUCUUUUGUUUCAUUUCUUCUGGAACAACCACAAAAACGUUUUUGAUUAUGGAUCUACUACCAGAAACUCAAUGCGUAAUCUCAGCAUUCAAUGUGUAUUCCUGAAUAAUCUCAUUUUUCAAUUAUUCAACCAUUUCAUUUUACCGAGUUCAACAUUAGCCAGAUUAGUCAACAUUUAUAUGUUUCGAUGCAACAACAAGAUGUUAUUUGUAACAAGUAGUUUUGUUGGUUGGUUAAUUGGUCACAUUUUAUUCAUGAAAUGGGUUGGAUUGGUAUUAUUCUGGAUACGGAAAAAUAAUUCUAUUAGAUCGAAUAAGUACCUUGUGUCAGAAUUGAGAAAUUCUAUGGCUCGAAUCUUUAGUAUUCUCUUAUUUAUCACCUGUGUCUACUAUUUAGGCAGAAUGCCGUCGCCUAUUGUUACUAAGAAACUAAAAGAAGAAACUGCCGAAACGGAAGAAAGGGGGGAAAGUGAGGGAGAAACAGAUGUAGAAAUCGAAACAAUUUCCGAAACGAAGGGGACUAAACAGGAAGAAGGAUCCAUCGAAGAAGACCCUUCCCCUUCCCUUUGUUCGGAAGAAAAUUCGAAGUUAGAAAUACUUAAACUUAAAGAAGAUAAAGACCUCCUCUGGUUUGAAAAACCUCUUGUUACUCUUCUUUUCGACUAUAAACGAUGGAAUCGUCCAGUGCGAUAUAUCAAAAAUGAUCAAUUUGAAGAUGCUGUCCGAGACGAAAUGUCACACUAUUUUUUUUUUACAUGUGAAAGUGAUGGAAAAGAAAGAAUCUCUUUUACAUAUCCACCUAGUUUGUCAAUCUUUUUGGAAAUGAUAAAAGGAAAGAUACUUUUGUCCACAACUGAAAAACCCUCUUCUGAAGAAUUGUAUAAUAAUUGGGUUUAUACCAACAAAAAAAAAAAAACGAACAUAAACAACGCAUUUUUCAAUAGAAUUGAUGCUCUAGAAAGGGGGUCUCUGAAACUGGAUGUACUUGAAAAAAGGAUUAGAUUCUGCAAUGAUGAGACUGAACAAGACUGCCUGCCUGAAAGGUAUGAUCCUUUUUUGAACGGAACCCGCCGUGGAAGCGAAAAAAAAAAAAAGUAUUUAAACUCAAGUUUGAAUAUGAAUGAGGCUUUCUCAGAAGAAGGUUGGAUUUGGAUAAAUAAAUUUCAUAAUAUACUUCCCACAAACUACCAAGAAUUUGAAGAAAAAAAGGAAAAAUUUGAGAGAAAAUACUUCCUUCCAGAAGAAGGAAAACUUAAUUCAGAAAAUAGAACGAAAUUUUUAUUUGAUGCGGUUACACCCGAUAGACAUCAUCAAAGAAUUAUAAAGGAAUCCAUUGGAAUAAAAGAAAUACGUAAAGAAGUUCCUCAAUGGUCAUACAAAUUGAUUACCAGUUUGGAUCAACAAGAUGGAACAAUUUUAGAAGAAACGGCUGAGGAUCAUGAAAUUAGGUCAAGAAAGGCCAACCAUGUAGUCAUUUUUACAGAUACCGAACGUACAAAUAGUACAACGAAUACUAAUGAUGAAGUAGAAGAAGUGUUUGUCCUACGUUAUGCGCAAGAAUCGGAUUUUCGUCGAGAUAUAAUCAAAGGUUCUAUGCGCGCUCAAAGACGUAAAACAGGUAUUUGGGAACCGUUUCAAACAAAUAUCCAUUCCCCCCUUUUUUUGGACAGAAUCUACAAAAAGUUUUUUUUUUCUGCUGAUACCUCCCGAAUUUGGAAUCUUCUUUUUAAGAAUUGGAUGAUAAAAAGUACGGAAUUAAAAAAUUCCAGUUUUGAGGAAGAGACAAAAGAAAAGGAUAAAAAAAGGAAGAAGAAAGGGGAGGAAAAUGACCGGCUAGCAGUAGCGGAAAGCUGGGAUACUGUUCUAUUUGGUCAAUCAAUAAGGGGUUGCUUGUUAAUAGCCCACUCGAUUUUUAGAAAAUAUAUUGGAUUGCCUUCAUUGAUAAUAGCUAAAAACGUCAGCCGUAUCUUAUUAUUUCAACCCCCGGAAUGGAAUGAGGAUUGGAGAGAGUGGGGUAGAGAAAUGCAUGUUAAAUGCACCUAUAAUGGUGUUCAAUUAUCCGAAAUGGAAUUUCCAAAAAAUUGGUUAACAGAGGGUAUUCAGAUAAAGAUCCUAUAUCCUUUCUAUCCGAAACCUUGGAACAGUUCUAAGAAACGAUCUCAUCAUAAAAAUCCAAGGGGAAUAAAGGAAAAUUCUUGCUUUUUGACAGUCUGGGGGAUGGAAACUGAAUUUCCUUUUGGUUCUCCUCGAAGACGACCUUCUUUUUUAAAACCCAUUUUUAAAGACCUAGAAAAAAGAAUAACAAAAAAAAAAACACAAAGUUUUCUAGGUCUAAGAGUUUUAAAAGAAAAAACAAAAGGGUUUCUAAAGGACUCAAAAGAAAAAGAAAGCUGGACUCAUAAAAAGGAUUUUUUUCAAAAAAAAAGAAUAAAAGAGCUUGGCAAAGUAAAUCCAAUUCUAUUAGUUGGAUUGAGAAAAGUAUAUGAAUCGAGUGAAAAUAAAAAAAUUUCUCUCAAAGAAAAUCAGAUAGUUCAUGAAUCGUCAAGUCGAAUUAGAUCAAUGUCUUGGACAAAUUAUUCACUAACAGAAAAAAAAACAGAAGAUCUGGCUGAUAGGACAAGUACAAUUAAGAAUCAAAUUGAAAAAAUAAUAAAUGACAAGAAAAAAACGUUUCUAAUUCCAGAUAGAAAUAUUAAUCCUAACGAUACAAGUUGUAACGAUAAAAGAUUAGAAGCGCCAAAAAGCUUUUUGCGGAUAUUCCAAAGAAGAAGUGCUAGAUUAAUACGUAAACGACACUCUUUUUUAAACUUUUUGAUUGAAAAGAUAUAUAUGGACACCCUUCUAUAUCUCAUUAAUAUUCCCAGGAUCAAUGCACAAUUUUCCCUAGACUUAAAAAAAGGAGAGAUUGAUAAAAAAAGUUACAAUGCUGAAAUAAAGAAAGAAGAAGUUGAAGAAAAAAAAAAAAAAAAAAUUCAUGUAAUUUCGACUAAAAAGAGGGAACUUUCAAAUAUUAGUAAUAAGAAUUUACAUCAUUUUUGUGCCCCAGUUGACUUGUCACAGGCAUAUGUAUUUUACAAAUUAUCACAAACCCAAGUGAUUAACAAAUAUCACAUGAGAUCUGUACUUCAAUAUAAUGGAACGUCUUUUUUUCUUAAAGAUAGAAUAAAGAAAUUUUUUGGAACACAAGGAAUACUUUAUUCUGAAUCAAGACAUAAAAAACUUAGCAAUUUUGAAACGAAUGGGUGGAAAAAUUGGUUAAACAGUCAUUAUAACUAUCAAUAUAAUUUAUCUAAGAUUACAUCGUCUCAAUUAGCUCUACAAAAACAACGAAAUGGAGUCAAUCAAAGUCAUACGAUUUCAAACAAGGCAUCAAGAAAAUUGGAUUCAUAUGAACAAAAAAAUGUAUUUCAUUAUAAGAAGCAAAAUGCUUAUGUAAUGGAUUCAUUAUCGAGUAAAACAAAAAUUUUUAAAAAACAGUAUGGAUAUGAUCUUUUAUCACAGAAAUAUAUCAAUUAUAGAGAAGGGAAGGAUUCAUAUAUUUCUCUAUCACCAUUACAAGUAAAGGGAAGCCGAAAAAUUCCCUAUAACUACAACACAAAUAAACCCCCAAUUUUUUAUAUGCCGGCAGGCAUAUAUAUGAGUCAUUAUCUAGGAGAAGAUUGUAUUGUUGAUACGGAUAAAAAUCCGGAUAGAAAAUAUUUUGAUUGGAGAAUCGUUUCUUUUUGUCUUAGAAAGAAGAUCGAUAUUGAGGCUUGGGCUAAUAUGGAUACUGAGACCCGCAUGGAUAAAAAUACUAAAACAGGAAUUAACUAUUAUUCAAUCAUUAAUCAAAUUGAUACGAAGGAUCUUUCGUAUCUUGCGAUUGAUAAACAAAUAAAACCGUCCAGUGGAAAAAACUUUUUUUUUGAUUGGAUGGGGAUGAAUGAAGAAAUACUAAACCGCCCCAUAUCAAAUCUGCACCUUUGGUUCUUCCCAGAAUUGUUGGGGCUAUAUGAUACAUAUAGGAUUAAACCGUGGAUUAUACCAACAAAAUCACUUCUUUUCCAUUUUAAUGGAAAGAAAACCACCAGUGAAAAUAAAAAGCUAAAAAAAAAAGAUCUUGAAUUAGAAAAUCAAAAUCAAGAAGAAAAAGAAGAAUCAGACCAAGAAGAAAAAGAAGAAUCAGACCAAGAAGAUAUUGGAUCAGAUCUAUCAAACCAAGAAAAAGAAGUUAACGAGGAUGACAGUGACUCAUACAUGAAAAAGAGUAGAAAUCAAAAUAAAUGGAAGAGUACCACAGAAGCGGAACUAGAUUUUUUCCUGAAAAGAUAUUUUAUUUUUCAACUGAGAUGGCAUAGUUCUUUGGAUCAAAGAAUAAUUAAUAGUAUCCAGAUAUAUUGUCUCCUGCUUAGACUGAACAAUCCAAAGCAAAUUGCGAUAUCCUCUAUUCAAAGAGGAGAAAUGCGUCUGGAUAUAUUGCUGAUUCAAAAAGAUCUAAAUCUUACAGAAUUGAUAAACAAAGGAGUAUUGAUUAUUGAACCUGUUCGCCUGUCUAUACAAGGAGAUGGACUUUUUAUUAUGUAUCAAACCAUAGUUAUUUCACUGGUCCAUAAGAGUAAUCACCAAACUAAUAGAAAAAACCAACAAAAAGAAAACGGUUAUAAUAAUUCUUUUGAUGAAUCCAUUAAAAGACAUAGACAUGAAAGGGUGCUUGAAAAGAGAGAUGAAAAAAAUUAUGCUUUUGUUGUUCCUGAAAAUAUUUUAGCUCCUAGAUGUCGUAGAGAAUUGAGAAUUCAAAUUUGUUUAAACUCGGAAAAAAGAAAUGUUUUGGAUAGAAAGAAAACAUUUUACAAUAAGAACAACAUAAAGAACUGCGGUACUUUUUUGGAGGAGAGCAAGCAUCUUGAUAAAGAUCCAAAGAAUUUAGAUAGAGAUAGAAAUAAAUUAAUGAAAUGGAAAUUUUUUCUUUGGCCAAAUUAUCGAUUAGAGGAUUUAGCUUGUAUGAAUCGCUAUUGGUUUGAUACCAGUAAUGGAAGUCGUUUCAGUAUGUCAAGGAUAUAUAUGUAUCCACGAUUUACCAUCAAUUAA
This is a messenger RNA of Papaver somniferum (opium poppy), 5355 nucleotides long. NCBI's taxonomy places the organism in Eukaryota, Viridiplantae, Streptophyta, Magnoliopsida, Ranunculales, Papaveraceae. The record is from the annotation of a RefSeq genome assembly.